ACCGUCUCCGCCGCCAUGGAGCCGCCGGCCCCCGCGCUCUCCGCCGCCGCCGCCGCCGCCGCCGCCACGGCGCCCUCCCUCGCAGCCGCGGCCGCCGCGCCGCCGUCCCACCACAGCUACCCGGACUCGGUGGACUCGUCCCCGCGCUCGCGCGCCGCCACCGAAUCCUGGGAUCCACCGUCCUCCGCCGCGGCGGACCCGCUCCCCCCGAAGCUCCGGCUGAUGUGCAGCUACGGCGGACACAUCGUGCCGCGACCGCACGACAAGUCGCUCUGCUACGUCGGCGGCGACACCCGCAUGGUCGUCGUCGACCGCAACGCGGCCUCCCUCUCCUCCCUCUCGGCCCACCUCUCCAAGACGUUGCUGAACAACCGGCCCUUCACGCUCAAGUACCAGCUCCCGAGCGAGGACCUCGACUCCCUCAUCACCGUCUCCACCGACGAGGACCUCGAGAACAUGAUCGACGAGUACGACCGCACCAUGGUCAAUUCCUCCGCCGCCGCCGCCGCGAAGCCCUCCCGGCUGAGGCUCUUCCUCUUCCCUUCCAAGCCCGAUUCCUCGCAGUCGAUCGGCCCGAUCCUCGAGUCCUCCACCAAAUCGGACGAUUGGUUCCUCAGCGCCCUCAACACGGCCGGCCUGCUCGGCAGGGCGUUCUCCGACUCGGCUCCGGCCAAUUGUCUCAUGAACUUGGACGAUGAAGUGGGGAUCAACAACGGCGAGACCAGCUCUCGAGAUGCGGACGGUUCUUCGUCGCUCGGCAACGAGAAGAGUGUGAAGCAGGCGCAGGAUGUGCACUCCGUGCCCGAUUCGCCGAUGCUGGAGACGACGUCGUCGUUCGGAUCGACUUCGUCCUCGCCAUCGAUUGCCAACUUGCCUUCGAUCCGUGUUCAGGUGGAGGAAAAUGUCAUGGGCGGCGGCAGCGGCGGCGGCGGCGGAGGUGGAGGGGUUAGGGUUAUGCUGGAUCAGAAAUUGGGGAUUGAGGAACAGUUUGCUCAGAUGGUUAUAGGCACUGGUGUUGUGCCGAAGCCAGAUGAUGGCCUUGGCAUGAUUUCCUCGCCACCCACGGUGCCGGCGGCGGCUGCGGUGACAGGCGUUCAUGUGGGCUCCGCGGCGGUUGUUCCUCCGGGAGAUUAUUCCAAUCGGGUAUAUUCCGAUGAUGAGAGAUCGGACCACGGUGUUCCUUUAGGGCUUCGGAAAUUGCCUCUGGCUCAGCAACAGCCUCAGCCUCCCCAGUCACAGCCAAAGCCUAGUGGAGUUUUUGAUUUGCCUUCCCCAGAUUCAGUUUCGAGUGAUGGUAGCUUGACGAACCCGCUAGCUCGUCCAAAACCUGUAAUAUAUCAAGACCAAGCUGUACAGAUGUCCUUGGGGAUCAAUCGUGGUCCGACCAAUGCAAUGGAUCCAAACUUUAAUAUCUCUGAGCAAAGCACUGGAGUCCAGCUACAACAGCAUAUGCAGGAUGCUAGGUAUGUAUUGCAAUCUCAGAUUGACCAACGACAACCACAGCAACAUCAACAACCACAGCAGCAGUUUGUGCAAGCUGGCUCACAUUACAUUCAGCACCAUCCCCAAGGCUCAAUGCCCGUCGCGGCCUACUACACUGUGUAUCCGUCCCAACAACAUCAGGUCCAGCAUCAUCAGAUUGAUCAGCACUACCCAGUGUACUAUAUGCCUGUGAGCCAACCCCAAGCCUAUAAUCUAUCAGCACAACAAAACAAUCCAAAUGAGGCUGCUACAGCAAAUCCUUCUAACCGCCCCCAAGCAACUCCAAACUCUGCUGUGCUUCCUCAGUCAGCAGCUUAUACUAACCCCAUACGAAACCCUCCUGGCGUUAAAACCGAUUUGGCUUCAAGUGUAUACAGAAUGGCUUCAGCAUCUGCUUCACCUCUGGUUCAAGUACCUGCAGGUCAGCAUCAACAACAGUAUGUUGGUUACUCGCAGGUCCAUCAUCCAUCUCAGUCAGUUGCUCCCUCUUCCGGUGCCCCAGCUACUUAUGGUUAUGAAUUUGCGAAUCAAGCUCCCGGGCAGAUCUACUAUGCUCAGCACUUAGCACCGUCAUUACCUUCUCAGUACCAAACCAUGACCGCAGCGAAUGCCGUUGGGCUGCCUGAAGCUUCGGGUCAACAUUCUGGUGACAGCAUGAAGCAGCAGAUGAGGACAUAACAGCCGUUAUAAAAAUCAGUUCAGAGAGAAGAAACAGUUUUGGAAGAAUGGGAUCAGUAUACCUUUUCAUUUUUGUUUUGAUUUUUUUCUAGCGUGUGUCUGUCUUGUUACCGUGAUUGGUUUGUGGUAUGUAACUGGGACGGGAAAAUAAGAACCUCAGCUCAAUACUUUUCUUUCGUGUGAUAUAUUGUUGUCAGUCAAGAAACAAAAGUGGUCUAAGUUAUCGGGAUGUAAAUGCUUGAACUUGCAGUCAUGCUGCUUCUCUCAAUUCCCUUUGGAAUAUAAAUUUCACAGUUGGCAAAUAA
Syzygium oleosum is the source of this 2465-nucleotide messenger RNA. RefSeq lists its product as uncharacterized. Lineage: Eukaryota; Viridiplantae; Streptophyta; Magnoliopsida; Myrtales; Myrtaceae. The record is from RefSeq and is a predicted model, not a curated record. Bases 16 to 2160 code for a protein of 714 amino acids. Gene Ontology annotation, molecular function: protein binding. The transcript has 2 exons.